AUGGAGGAAUCUCAGCAAAAGAUCCUCAAUGAGGCAUUAAACGUUGUCAAAGUGCAACAAGUUCAGAUGAAAAGAUGUCUUGAUUCGGAAUUAUUGAUGGAUGCUCUCAAAUCGGCUUCUACGAUGUUGUCUGAACUGAGAACAUCCUCCCUUUCGCCGAAGAACUACUACAAGCUAUACAUGGCAGCUUUUGAUGCCUUACGACAUCUUUCAAUCUAUCUCUAUGACGCACAUACAACGGGCAAGCACCAUCUGGCAGACCUCUAUGAGCUUGUCCAGUAUUGUGGUAACAUCGUUCCGCGAUUGUACCUCAUGAUCACUGUAGGAGCUGUGUACAUGUCGAUUCCUGAUGCACCAAUCAAAGAAAUCAUGAAAGAUGUGAUGGAGAUGGGAAGAGGUGUUCAACAUCCCACAAGAGGAUUGUUCUUACGGCAUUACCUCAGUGGAGCAACAAGAGAUUAUUUACCCGUUGGCAGCAGUAUGGGUCCAAGUGGAAAUUUGCAAGACAGUAUCGGAUUCGUCUUGACAAACUUUAUCGAAAUGAAUAAGCUUUGGGUCAGACUGCAGCAUCAAGGUCAUUCCCGCGAUCGUGAAAAGCGUGAGAUGGAGCGGAAAGAGUUGAGAAUCCUCGUGGGAACAAACCUUGUCAGACUCAGUCAGCUAGAAGGUGUCGAUCUGGAAUUGUACCGGAGAAUCAUCCUUCCAAGCAUUCUAGAACAGGUUGUGAACUGCAAGGAUGUCAUUGCUCAAGAAUACUUGAUGGAGGUCGUCAUUCAGGUGUUCCCGGAUGAUUUCCAUCUACGCACACUUGGGCCGUUCCUCUCCGCAUGUGCUCAGCUACAUCCAAAAGUCAAUAUCAAGCAGAUUGUGAUUUCAUUGAUCGAUAGACUAGCUGCAUAUGCAGCUAGAGAAGCGGAGAAUGACAGCCCAGAAGAGGUACGAAGGCAGGAAGAGGAAGCGAGUAAAAGACUGGCCGAUAAGACCAAGAAUAUGCGUUUGACCGGCCAAAGCAAAGGUCCCAGCUCGGUUUGGGAUGAAGUUGCUGCAGAAGAUGGUGUCACGACACAGAACGGUCCCGAUCUAGACAAUCCCGCUGUUGGAUCCAGUACCCUUCCGCCUCCGCCGGUAGAGCCAUCUGGCUUUGCAGUUGACAGAACAGAUGCUGCUGCACCCAAUGUAGCCACACACAACUCGACAGCUGAAGCUGCAUUCAUGGGAAUGCCAGAAGGGAUGGAAGAUAACGCGUGGGGAGAGAGUGCCUGGAACGAAGGAUCGGGGGAGAACAAUGCGCCGAAGACCGAUGAUGAGGACAAAGCAGAUGGUGGAAGAGAAAUGACGUCGAAUGCUAUUCCUGCUAAAGCUGAAAGUGCUGAAGUGGAAGCAGAGGCAUCUCCAGCUUCUAAUCAGGAUACUGUCAAAGAACAAGAAGCUGCAACUGGAGCAAAUGACGGCAAGAAGGCCGGAUCCACCGAGCCUCCAUCAACACCAGCGCAGGCACAAGCACCAGAUACCCCUCAACGGUUGACGAAAGCAACUCCCAAGAAAUAUCGUGGUAUUCCCGAAGAUGUGAAGCUAUUCGAGGUAUUUUGGGCUCAGGUUGUUCAGUUGAUCCGUGCUCGUCCCGACCUCUCCAUACAGGACAUUACCGCUUUGUUGGUUUCUUUAAUCAACCUUUCUCUAAGCUGUUACCCUGAUCAGUUGGAGUAUGUUGACCAGGUCCUGGCGUUCGCUCGGGAAAAGGUCAACGAGUUCCAACAGAGCCCUGACCUGCAUUCGCCAACGACAGCAGCUCAUUUGAGUGCAUUGCUGGUAUCACCGAUCAACUCUUACUUGACCGUCUUGACACUGCUGGCUCUGCCGAAUUACACGGCUCUUUUGGCGGUCCAGCCGUAUGGUACACGCAAAAAUAUCGCUAAUGCAGUCGUUAUGAGUGUGCUCAAGAAUGAAACCAUCAUGUCAACACCCGAAGAUGUGGAUGGCGUUCUAGAGCUGUGCAACACGCUCAUCAAAGAUCAAAAGGAUGUUGUACACCACCAACAAUUCGUUGGAGGACCGGGUUCAUCCUAUCCAGCACAAGAUCCACGCUAUAUGCAAGGAGGGCAAUUACCACCAGGUGCAUACGGACAGGGAGGACAUAGACCGCCACAUCUCAUGAAUAGACACCAACAACAAAUGUACGAUUAUGAAGAGAUGGCAGAAGAACAAGGUUGGAUAGCAAGAGCUGUGCAUCUGUUCCGAUCCGAUGAUUUGGAAACACAAUUCAGCUUGCUACAAACCGCAAGGAAGCAUUUUGCACAAGGAGGAGAACGUAUUCGCUUCACAUUGCCGCCUUUGAUUGUAUCUGCUGUAAAAUUGGCAAGAAGAUACAAAUUGCGACAAAAGCUAGAAAAGUCGUGGGAAUCCAAGAUGCUCACGUUGUACAAAUUUAUUCAUCAAGUCAUCACAACGUUGUACAAUCUCUCCGAAGCUUCCUCCGAGACAUGUUUACGAUUGUUCUUGCUUGCAGCACAAUCUGCCGAUGAAACAGGAUUCGAAGAACUUGGCUACGAAUUUUACGUUCAAGCGUUCACGAUCUACGAAGAAUCGAUCAGUGAUAGCAAGAGACAAAUCAAUGCAAUCAUUUUGAUCAUCUCGACCUUGUUCUCAUCAAGAUGCUUCGGGGUGGAUAAUUACGAUACCCUGAUCACUAAAGCUGCUCUUCAUGGAGCCAAGUUGCUAAAGAAGCCACAUCAAGCCAAAGCGGUGAUGAUGGCAAGUCAUCUUUGGUGGCAGACGGAAUUGCAUGGUAGAAAGAGUGGAACGAGUGAAAAGCCGCUGUUGCGUGAUGGCAAACGUGUGUUGGAGUGCUUACAAAAGGCUUUAAGGAUCGCAAAUUCCUGCAUCGAUGAAAGAAGUACGAUUGAUAUCUUUUGCAACGCUUUGGAUCAAUAUUUGUACUACUUUGAACAUGGCGUUGAAGCCGUUGCUCCGAAGUACAUUAAUUCGUUGGUAGAAUUGAUUGCCAACGGAAUCGAAACGCAAGAGAAGCAAAAUGCUGCAAACGGUUCGAAUGCCGGAAUGAUGCAUGCCGGUAGCGCAAGUAUUGCUUAUGAUGGUAUGCCAAGUAUCGAAAGCAGCAAACGUCACUUUAUCAGCAUGUUACACUUUAUUCGUGAUCGAAGAGAGAUUGAAUUGCGUAGAUUAGAGGCAGAGGCAUUGGUAGCAAAACGUGAGGAUGAAGAUGAGAAAGAAGGUGCGAACAAGAGACCGGAUUGGGCAGCCGUUUCGAUUGCUGGUGCUUUAGGCAAGAUGGGUGCAACUUAAACUCUGAUACCUACCUGUAUGAUCUAAGAUUGAAUGCAAUAGCUAGCUAAUUCACCAUCUUCACG
Molecule: messenger RNA, 3368 nt
Organism: Meira miltonrushii
Lineage: Eukaryota; Fungi; Basidiomycota; Exobasidiomycetes; Exobasidiales; Brachybasidiaceae
Product: vacuolar protein sorting-associated protein 35
Exons: 2
Coding region: 1-3303 (1100 amino acids)
Biological process (GO): retrograde transport, endosome to Golgi; intracellular protein transport
Cellular component (GO): retromer complex; retromer, cargo-selective complex; late endosome
Source: RefSeq, a predicted model, not a curated record